GCGCACGGGCGGCGGGAUGAAGGCGUACCUGGACCAGCGGGUGCCGUUCACGCUCCCGCAGCAGCCUCCGGGCCAGGCGGCUCCCGGCGGAGCUCUGAUGGGCGUUGGGAAGAGACCCGCGGAUCCGGGCUUGCUGCCGCCGCAGGAUUCGGAAGAGCUCUUCCAGGACUUGGGCAGGCUCCAGGAGACCUGGCUGACAGAAGCUCAGGUUCCAGACAGCGAUGAGCAAUUUGUGCCUGACUUUCAUUCAGAAAACUUAGCUUUUCACAGUCCUCCUGCUAAGAUUAAACAGGAGCCGCAGAGUCCCUCCUCGGACCCCGCGCUGUCCUGCACCCAUAAGCAGCCAUUCCAGUACCACAAUGGCGAGCAGUGCCUUUACACCAGUGCCUAUGAUCAACCCAGACAAGUCAGAAUCAAGUCCCCCAACCCAGGAACCCCGCUCCAGUCACCAUUUCAACAGUUCCCUAGACAGGACAGAAGCUUCCUCACCCCUGCGGGGCCACCGCAUCCCACAUCCAGCUGUGGAUACCCCAACGAAACCAGCUCUGUGUACCAGCCACCUGUGGAGAUGUGCCGUUCCUUCCCCUCCUCCCAGGGCAUAGCCCAGGAAGACCCUAUUGCCUACCAGCGCCAGAUGUCUGAGCCCUGCCUCCCAUACCCUCAUCAGGGCCUCAAACGGGAGUACCAGGACCUGCGGUAUGAGCAAGGCAGCCAGAGGGGCAGCAGCCGCCAGUACCCAGCAGCUCUGGUGAUCAAGCAGGAGCAGGCUGACUACGUGUACGACUCAGAUGUUCCUGGCUGUCCUUCCAUGUACAUAAAUGUGGAGAGUUACCCCAGCCAUCCAAAUACAGAAGAUCCUUUAGGCUGCAGCUAUGACAAGCAGAUGAGGUCCUUCCCUGAUGAUGUCUGCGUUGUUCCCGAAAAAUUUGAAGGAGACAUCAAGCAGGAAGCUGGAGGGUACCGGGAAGGGCCCCCAUACCAGCGACGGGGAUCUCUCCAGCUCUGGCAAUUCCUUGUGGCUUUAUUAGAUGAUCCAACCAAUUCCCACUUCAUUGCCUGGACUGGUAGAGGGAUGGAGUUCAAGCUCAUUGAGCCAGAAGAGGUAGCCAGGCUGUGGGGUAUCCAAAAGAACCGUCCAGCCAUGAACUAUGACAAGCUGAGCCGAUCCCUUCGCUACUACUAUGAGAAAGGCAUCAUGCAGAAGGUGGCCGGGGAGCGCUACGUGUACAAGUUCGUGUGUGAACCCGAAGCCUUGUUCUCUCUGGCCUUCCCCGAUAACCAGAGGCCAGCGCUGAAGGCAGAGCUGGAGCGGCAGGUCAGCGAGGAGGACACGGUGCCUCUGUCACACCUGGAUGAGAAUGCCGCUUACCUGCCAGAGCUUGGGAGCCUCCCUGCACAGCUUUACAGCAAGGGCUACCCGUACUAGCACUGCUGGGAGCACCCGCUGCCACCCUUGCUUGUGUACAGUACAAGUCUGGAUAGUGUUCAAUCAGUGUAAGCAGUUUUCCAGGCCAGCCUGGGGUGGCACUAAACUAUGGAUACCUGCUUUGGUCAGGAAAAGCUUUCAGGUACACAUAUGGGUAAGCACCUGACAGGGCUCUUGUGCGUUUGUGGCAAGACCCUCAUAUUGGUCAGGAUGGGGCUCAGUCUCAGUGAAGCAGAUGUCUGAGCAGCAGAGCUGCCAUCCCACAGGGCUCUCUUACAGACACAAGGAUGCUACAGUGCUGCUGCUGACUCCAUUCCUCCCCUACAUGCACUGCACCUCUGUAUAACCUGUCCUCAGUAAGGGCUGUCUCUGACCCACAUGGACUCACCUCUGCAAGGCCAGGCCUGCCUUCUUCCCAGGAUGGGUGCAACACAGCAGUCGCAGAUCAUACACCUUCCCUGUGACCUGCUUUGUGGGGAUGGGGAACACUGCCCUGUAUGUGCAUAGUCCUGCCUUGUCACCCCCUUGCUCACAACACUUAAUGCCCGGGCUGUCUGAGCAGGGCAGCUGGAGGCACUGGCCAGGACUGCGUUACCAAUCCUCCCACUGUGGCAGCCUGUAGCAGAAUCCUGUAUAUUGAUUGAAAGCCUCAUUUCCCCCUCAGCCUCUCCCCCUGCAUGGCUAAUGCCAACCCUCCCAGCCUUGUCCCUGGGUAUAAGGGCCAGGAAAAGCAGCUCACUCCGCCUCUGAGGCCAGGGACUCAAAGCAGCCUUCUACACC
This is a messenger RNA of Neopsephotus bourkii (Bourke's parrot), 2206 nucleotides long. RefSeq names its product ETS variant transcription factor 4 (gene ETV4). The coding region runs from base 17 to 1426 and encodes 469 amino acids. NCBI's taxonomy places the organism in Eukaryota, Metazoa, Chordata, Aves, Psittaciformes, Psittacidae. Gene Ontology annotation, cellular component: nucleus. The transcript has 12 exons. The record is from RefSeq and is a predicted model, not a curated record. Gene Ontology annotation, biological process: cell differentiation; regulation of transcription by RNA polymerase II. Gene Ontology annotation, molecular function: sequence-specific DNA binding; DNA-binding transcription factor activity, RNA polymerase II-specific.